Hemicordylus capensis (graceful crag lizard) is the source of this 2733-nucleotide messenger RNA. RefSeq names its product THAP domain containing 9 (gene THAP9). Bases 121 to 2733 code for a protein of 870 amino acids. The transcript is spliced from 5 exons. The record is from RefSeq and is a predicted model, not a curated record. Lineage: Eukaryota; Metazoa; Chordata; Lepidosauria; Squamata; Cordylidae.
CCCCCGUCUCGCGAGAGGAGAUAGAAGGCGGUUGGCGGCGGGAGUCUCGCGCCUUUCUCGGCUUAUGCGCGCCGUCUCCGCUGUUUCCCGGCUCGGGGGUUGGAGAAACUAGCGCGAGCGAUGACGCGGAGCUGCUCGGCUCUGGGUUGCACCACCCGGGACAGCGGGUUGAGCCGAGAGGGGGGCAUCUCCUUCCACCAGUUUCCGCUUGACACGCUGCAGCGUACCAGGUGGAUUCAUGCUGUUAACAGAGUGGACCCCAAAAGCAAAAAGGUUUGGAUUCCAGGUCCUGGUGCGAUCUUGUGUUCCAAACAUUUUGUAGAAACAGACUUUGAAUCAUACGGGAUGAGAAGGAAACUAAAGAAAGGAGCGGUGCCUUCUGUUUUCCAGCACAAGAAUUCCCGGAGUGAGUGCCAAAGACUCAGAACAGUCCAGAAGGCUGUCAAGCAGCCACUUUCUAAUCAUGCUUAUGCUGAGGAGGUCAUUACCGAAGAUCACAAUUACAGCUUAAGAAAUCCUGAACUCCUUUCUGAACAGCAGAGAAAAAUGAAGGGCAGGUUACACCUGCCUGAAAAUACGGCUGCAGCCCAUAGAAGCCUUUUGCAUUGCCAAAGAAAGGCCAGCGAUGUAAUUCGGGAGUUGGUGGAAAAGCAACUGCUCUCCGAAGACACUGCAGACUUGCUGCAGGCUCUCUUUUCAGAUUUGCCAUGGGAAUUUGACUGCACAAGGCCGAACUCAGGUUAUACCAGAGAAAUGAAGCAGUUUGCCUCCACUCUUCACCUCUACAGCAAUAAAGCGUAUGAAUAUGUCCGAAAGAGAUUUCCUCUGCCUCAUCCUUCCAGCCUGAUGAAUUGGCUGACAAAGGAUGUCACUCACCCAGGCUUCAGUGAGAGCAUCUUCCAGAGCCUCCAGCAAAGAGUUGAGAGCCACGCCGAGGCAUACCAGUAUUGCGCGCUAAUGAUGGACGGUGUGCCUCUCAGGAGUCAGCUGGAGUGGGAUCUUGCCACUCAACAGCUGGCUGGGUUUGUAGAUCUGGGCGCAGGCGCACUCGAUGCAGAUGAAGCCCCCCUGGCCUCAGAAUCUGUCGUCUUAAUGGCUGUUGGGAUUUUUGGUUGCUGGAGGGUUCCCUUGGGGUAUUUCUUUGUUAGCGGGGUCACAGGCCACCUGCUGGCCCAGUUGCUUCGUCAGGCCGUCAACAAGCUGAGCAACAUCGGCAUCACAGUGCUGUCUGUGACAUCCACUGCUCAUGACGUUGCAACAGCAAAGGCGUUAGGGAUGCAGAUCAAGCCCGGCAACAUCAAGUGCACGUUCCAGCACCCGCCUGGCUCUUCGCGCCAGAUCGUGUACUUCUUUGACGCUUGCCAUGCACUGAAGCUGAUCCGAAACACGUUCCAGUUCUGCCGUCGGAUAGAAUUUGCUGGCCACACUGCCGAGUGGCACCACAUCGUGGAGCUUGCUGCCCUGCAGGAGAAAAAGGUGGUCCUCCAUGGCAGCUGCGUGUCCAGCAAGCUCGGGAGAAGCCGAGGCUGCUGCGUGAGUCGGGCCACUCAAGUCUUCAGCGCAAGUGUGGCCGACAUGCUGGGUUCCCUCCAGUUGUCAGGCCUGCCUGCCUUUCAGGACUGUGAGGGGACUGUCAAAUUUGUGCGCUUGGUCAGCAGUCUGUUUGAGGUGUUCAGUGGCAGAAAUCAUCACGGGAAAGGUCUGAAAGGGCCUGUGUCGGCUGGAACCUACGGCAAGGUUGCUCGCCUCCUCAAUGAAGCCCAGAGUGUGUUUGCCACAUUAAGGGACAUUUCAGGGAGGCGCGUCUUGGAAGGGAGGCGGAAACUCGGCUUCCUGGGCUUUCUGCUCAAUGCUGAGAGCUUAAAGUGGCUUUACACAAACUAUGUGCAGGCCGAGAAGGGCCCUCCCCGAUCUCUCCUUACUUAUGCCUUCAGCCUAGACCAUUUGGAAUUGUUCUUCAGAGCUCUUGGGCAAGCUCAUGCCACCAGCGGUAACCCCGCAGGCACUGCAUUCCAGGAUGCUUAUUGCAAACUCGUGACCAGUUACAGUUUUGUCCCAGGGGCACAAGAGGAUAGUCUCUUCGGAGACAUAAGCACUUUAGAUGCCUCCCUCCUCCGGAGGACAGACUCAACCCUUCACGCCAUUCAUGCUCUCUGCUGCCCUUCUGUCCAGGAGGCGGGGUCGUUGGAUAAGAUGUUCUGCUUGGAACUCAUCCCACUUCCCUCUACGCUGAGUGAUGCACUGACAGAGUUGCCAAUGGCCGGUGCCGGCCCCAGUGCUGCUGGCUUGGUUACAAAGAAGUUGGCAGCAUCUCUUGGGUGUGAAGUGUGCAUUGCAGCCCUCUGGGCCUCCAAGGGCAGAGUCUUAAGCCACGAUUCACAUUGUCGCAGGAAGAAGGUGGACAGCUUGGGUGAACCAUCAGAGUGUGUGCAAAAGAUUGUCAAUACUGCUGCGUGCAUUUUAAGAACACACAUUAAAGCCAAGGCCUGCCAAACAGAUGUAAAGCAGCACCUACCCUCUAUAGAGCAGAAAAUCUUCUACAGACUCUCUGGGCACAGUCCCUUUUUCCCGGAAUUAAAUGACCACCUUUUUGAUGGUGAGCUGUGCAUUUCCAAUCACUACACGAAGCUGUUGAGGAAGGUCGUGCAGGGCUACCUUAGUCUCAGAGCUGAGCAGGAGCAAAAAUGGAGGCUCAGCGGAAUUCUGCUGGGGAAUAAAAGAGAUCUUUCCUAG